AUGUUUAGGCUCCAGCAGUGGAGCAAGCAGCAUUUCUCACGUAGAAUAGUAUCCUCGGCAGCUACUCUCAAAAGGAAACCAGGCUCAUUAAAUAUCCAACGAAACUAUGCAAGUAUUAAAAAUAGUGAACAACAACCAAGAGUUAGAUAUAUAUUGUAUAUGAUUGCUUUAUCCUGGGCCGGAGUAUGGUUUGUUUCAGGCAGAGUCGACAAAAAGAAACCAAUGCAAUCAAUGACAGAAAGCGAUUUCAGAAAAUUUGAAGAGAGUACGGGUAUAAAAAGAAGGCAUAAGCUUAUAGGAUCAGAUAUUAAGGACAAGUAUAAAUUUUAUGUCAUUCCUUACAUUUACACUGAAAACCUAUUGCAAAAAGUUGAAGAAUCCUUGAGAAAGGCUGAUCCAAGUAGAAAAAACAUUGUUAUUGAUCCUGUAAAGCUAAUCUCUCAGGAGAAACAAGAUGAAGGUUUGAGGUACUCUGCAUUAUUAAAUGAACUCGAUGCAUUGCGCAAACCUUACCCUCCAGGGCUAAUAACGGCAAUCAUCAAAGAACACAUUAGAUUCUUUAUAAACACCAGAGAAGGCACUUUUGAGACAAACUUUAUAAUCAUCAAUUACCCACAAACAACAAGCGAAGCUAUAAAGUUUGAAAAUGAUGUGGGUGAUAUUGACAAGUGCCUAAUUAUGCAUUUCGAUACGAUAAAUGAGUUACCUCAGCACAAAAAUGACGAGCAAGUGCGAAACAUUCAAAAUGUAGAUGGGUACUUUGAUUCUGUUGGAAAGUGCCAAAGGAUGGUCUCUAAAUUUGAUAUCAUGGACGAAAAAUUUGAGGAAAUAAUGUUGGAAGAUUUAUGA
This is a messenger RNA of Lodderomyces oxycetoniae, 849 nucleotides long. RefSeq lists its product as uncharacterized. The coding region runs from base 1 to 849 and encodes 282 amino acids. Lineage: Eukaryota; Fungi; Ascomycota; Pichiomycetes; Serinales; Debaryomycetaceae. The transcript has a single exon. The record is from RefSeq and is a predicted model, not a curated record.